GUAUUCCUUUCUUCCAACCAACCCUGAUAGCGUUCCUUUCGUAUUCUACGUUACAACAUUGAAUACUACUACAACUAGUAGUACAACUACAUUACGACAUUGAAUAUUCCGCUGAUUAUAACGCAUAUUACAUCAUGAAACGUGCAAUUUACAAAUAUACAUCAUUGGCAUGCAUUCUUGUUGCCUUCGUCUGCAGCGGGCAAGUUGUUGGCAAAUCACAUGUGUGUGUCGAGAGAGUGACAGAACCAUAUGGUCUUUCUGAAGGCCCUCAUUGGGAUCAUCGUACUCAGAAAUUAUAUUUUGUUGAUAUACAUAAUCGAUACAUACGUAGACUAGACCCUGCAACAAAUGCUGUAACUAGUGCAUACAUAAAAAGUGGUACUGUUGGUGUUGUUGUACCUGUGGACGAUUCUACUGAUCAAUUUGCAGCAGGUGUUGGAAGAGAUCUUAUAUUGGUUACAUGGGAUGAUGAGCAGAAUGAGACGAAUGUACCAACUGAAGUACUAUGUUCUGUUGAUGUGGGAAAUACUCAAACAAGAAUCAAUGAUGGAAAGGUUGACUCCUCAGGAAGAUUUUGGCUAGGAACUAUGGGUGAAAAUGGCAAAGGAAAUUCAAUUCCUAAUAUAGGAUCAUUUUAUCGCAUUGAUGAUGACUUGAAGCCCAAAAAAGAAAUAUCUCCUGUUUCAAUAAGCAAUGGAUUAGCAUGGAAUAUCGAAGAUGAUACUUUCUAUUAUAUUGAUUCACCUGAACGUAAUGUUGUGGCGUAUGAUUAUAAUCCAAUUAAUGGAACAAUAUCUAAUAAGAGGAUUGUGUUCAACUUGAACAAUACUAAUUUAACUGGAGUGCCUGAUGGAAUGACCAUAGAUACAGAUGAUAAUCUUUGGAUAGCACUAUUUGGUGGAAGUCAUGUUAUCAAAGUAAAUCCGAGAACAGGAGAAUUAUUGUGUCAAAUCAAGAUUCCAGCUGAAAAUGUAACUAGUGUUACAUUUGGAGGCCCGCUUCUUGACAUUCUUUAUGUGACCACCUCAGGCAAGGAUUUAACUGCAGAACAACGAAAGGCGACUCCUCAUGCGGGUGCUGUAUUUGCUGUAAAAGGCUUAGGAGUUCGCGGAAGUAUCGCGAAUAUGUUUCGGAUGAAAUAAUGAAAGCAGACGAGAUGGUUUUAUCAAAACAAAUAAUACAUAUAUUUGAAAGCGUAUGUUUUUCCCUAUGGGGAUUUGUGCACUUUUACGUAUUUUUAAAUUCUGUAUAUCGUUAAAUAAUAAUGUUAAAUGAUGCAACUGAAAAA
Messenger RNA from Harpegnathos saltator (Jerdon's jumping ant), 1288 nucleotides. Its product is annotated as regucalcin. Gene Ontology annotation, biological process: L-ascorbic acid biosynthetic process. Lineage: Eukaryota; Metazoa; Arthropoda; Insecta; Hymenoptera; Formicidae. The coding region runs from base 135 to 1142 and encodes 335 amino acids. Gene Ontology annotation, molecular function: enzyme regulator activity; calcium ion binding; gluconolactonase activity. The transcript is spliced from 6 exons. The record is from RefSeq and is a predicted model, not a curated record.